Laetiporus sulphureus 93-53 is the source of this 201-nucleotide messenger RNA. RefSeq lists its product as uncharacterized. The annotation marks the transcript as partial. Lineage: Eukaryota; Fungi; Basidiomycota; Agaricomycetes; Polyporales; Laetiporaceae. The record is from RefSeq and is a predicted model, not a curated record. The transcript is spliced from 2 exons.
UACCAAAACCACCAUAAGCGCAAGCCGAUCAACAGCGCGAGCUUCGUCACCUUCGAUGACGCUACUGCGACCAGUCGUGUUGAAGGUCUACGUCCGUUGCCCUUCGACAACGGUGACGGCUCCAACAACGGCAAGUCUUUCCACAUCUCCAACGUCAUGGCAUUCGAGGGCUACGCACAGCCGGCUGAGCAGCGUAAGUGA